AUGCUAUUCCGCGCACCUGCUCUUCUUCUCACUACCAGUUCCCUUAUCGCGGGAGGUUAUGGCUCGCGCCUGCAGCCUUCUCUGGUCGAAAAACGUCAAACAUGCCCAACAUGUCCGCUUGGUGGCAAUCCUAUCGCGAAACUCGUGAAGUUUUUUAUCACUGGAGGAGAUCAGCAAAGCACCGUUGAUUGCAGGUAUACAAGUACAUCCAAGGACUGCUAUACAUUAACUAAUGGCCUAUUGUCUCAUAGAAUGGAAUCUGUAUUUGGUCUUCCGUCUGACCUCGGAGGAGAAGGAUCUGGACAAUUUGAAGCCGCAGUCCGUGUCAAUUUUGACGAAGACCAGCUUGCCUGCUCUGUGGAAGGCGUUUCCCUCCCGAUCGGCAAUGAAGUUGAAGACACUAUAUGCGUUGCUGGAGGGUGCUCCGUCUCGGAAGUCACAGAUCAGAGUGCCCUCGUCACUUGGGGGGCGUGUAUUGUCCGGCCUGAUACCCCUGUUGCCGAGAACCAAGCUCUUACGGAUGCCGAGUGUAUCCCUGCCCAGGGUGCAAUACGGUUUGCGAGAUUCCAUGAUACCGGAGACUGCAGCGGUACUGAAACCGUGACGGAAUUAACUGUUGGUGGACGCAGCACCACUGAGUUUUCCCCUAACGAUGGUGGCGGUAUCUUCCAUGGUGGCGUCGUCACCAGAUGUAGCACUGUCGGCGCUGCUUAA
Molecule: messenger RNA, 714 nt
Organism: Bipolaris maydis ATCC 48331
Lineage: Eukaryota; Fungi; Ascomycota; Dothideomycetes; Pleosporales; Pleosporaceae
Source: RefSeq, a predicted model, not a curated record